Messenger RNA from Drosophila ananassae, 505 nucleotides. RefSeq lists its product as uncharacterized. The record is from RefSeq and is a predicted model, not a curated record. NCBI's taxonomy places the organism in Eukaryota, Metazoa, Arthropoda, Insecta, Diptera, Drosophilidae. The transcript has 2 exons. Bases 186 to 434 code for a protein of 82 amino acids.
CUGCUAAGUAGGCCCGUUGUUAGACCUUCGGGAAAUUGAGCGUAUCAUUUGUCAUUUUGCCAAUUCAAUUGACAAUUUUGGCUAUAAAAACUAAACGUAGGCCUCGAUGGGCUAUGAGUUCUUACUGGAGUUUCGCGGUGGCAAAUUCAAAGUAAAACUAGAUCCAAUUUACUCUUAGAAUCAACAUGAAUCGAAUGCUGCUCUACACCUUGGUUAUAUUGGCCCUCGCUUUGGUUCAGGCCUGUCAGAUCCAUCAUAAUCUGACAUUUCCUGCUGUUAGCCAAGUUUCUGACUGUUCUGCCAAUUGCCUUGGCCACCUCACAUAUUCAAAUCAGAGUUUGACGAGGGAUCUGCCCACCACUACUGCCUCUCCGAUGUCUCUCCGCCUGGAAUACUUCAAUUGUGGGAAACCUUUCGGGUCUCUGGGGUUGUAGCCGCGCAUUGUUGUUGAUUUUGUUAUUGUUUAAAUAAAUUGUUAUAAGUUAUUUAUCAAGCGAAAAGUUUU